AUGCCCCUACCCGGGUCAUUGCUACCCAAAGUCCUCAUCGCAGUAUUCACCAUCGCCGUGUUCUACCAAUUGCCACUAUUCUCGACAGCCCCGCAUAUAGCAGACCCGAGUCCAACGAAGUUGAGCAAUAUUCCGGAAGGAUCAUGGUUCCGAGAUGCCAUCAAGACACAUCAGGCCGAAGACAACGACGAAGAGUCUUCUGCAUUAGCAAAUUCAAUCAGUGGAACAACGUCAGAUCUUGUCACGAAGACAUCAAUCUCAGCAGAUGCCAGCGCUGCACCUUCCUCAAGCAAUACGACCACCGCAAGUAUACUGAGCGAAUAUAAUCGAACAUUUAUCUCCUAUGGUACGACGCAAUGUUUACCGCAUUUUGACGACCACAUGAAGCAGUCAGCGAUUGCGCGAAAUGAGUCAUGCACAAAGCACACACCUUUUACACCAGAGGAAACCCGCCGCGUUGCAUUUGCAUCAAUCACGACCGGACAACCAGCAGAAGCAUACCAACGCGCGAUUCAGUCCCAGAUGUUCCACAGCGCAGUCCACGGCACAUCAACUCACAUACUAUGCGAACAGUUAUCCGACGGCGCAUGGAACAAGAUCGCCUUUCUUCUCAAUCUCGUCAUGAACGAGAUGCUGAAGCCAGAGGACGAGCGCCUAGAGUGGGUUAUGUGGAUUGACCGCGACGCCAUCGUCCUCGACUCCUGCAGACCCCUCUCAGCCUUCGUACCACCCGCUACUAAAGACUAUGAAACAGUGAACCUAAUCAUCAACAACGACGGGCUCGGCCUGAACGCUGGCGUCUUCAUGUUCCGUGUUAAUGAAUGGUCUAUCUCGCUCUUCAACACGAUCCUCGCGUAUCGAUACUUCCGACCCGACGAAGAACUCGUACUUGCAGAACAAACGGCGAUGGAGAAGAUCAUAAACGAAGAGAAGUGGAAGGAUGGCGUUGCAAGGGUGCCAUGGUACUGGUUCAAUGCAUACCCAGAUGAGAAUGAAAGUGUGGAAAAAUACAGAGAUGGCCUUGAGCCUGAAGACUUGGAAUGGUUCCGAGCGCGCAAAGGGGACUUCAUCGUGCAUUUUGCGGGUGACGAUGGACGUUCAGGGAGAAUGCCUGAGUGGCUAAAUAUGUUGGGGGAGGUGGGUAACGUGUGGGAGAAGGGCGAAACGAAAAGGGAUAUCACAGUUGAGAUUCAAAAGUAUUGGCGUAGUUGGGAGAGUGGGACAUUAACAGAUGCGCAGAUAUCAGGAGAGCCACAGAAUGAUGGACACGUGAACCAAAGAGAAGAAGAAGGGUAG
Molecule: messenger RNA, 1296 nt
Organism: Cucurbitaria berberidis CBS 394.84
Lineage: Eukaryota; Fungi; Ascomycota; Dothideomycetes; Pleosporales; Cucurbitariaceae
Product: glycosyltransferase family 34 protein
Exons: 1
Coding region: 1-1296 (431 amino acids)
Biological process (GO): protein N-linked glycosylation
Cellular component (GO): Golgi membrane
Molecular function (GO): glycosyltransferase activity
Source: RefSeq, a predicted model, not a curated record